Messenger RNA from Pisolithus orientalis, 1500 nucleotides. Its product is annotated as tryptophan synthase beta subunit-like PLP-dependent enzyme. The record is from RefSeq and is a predicted model, not a curated record. Bases 1 to 1500 code for a protein of 499 amino acids. Gene Ontology annotation, molecular function: threonine synthase activity; pyridoxal phosphate binding. The transcript is spliced from 5 exons. NCBI's taxonomy places the organism in Eukaryota, Fungi, Basidiomycota, Agaricomycetes, Boletales, Pisolithaceae. Gene Ontology annotation, biological process: L-threonine biosynthetic process.
AUGAAGUACUUUUCUACUCGAGGAGGUGACGAGGAGCUUUCUUUUGAAGAGGUCGUCCUCGCCGGCCUCGCGCCAGACGGCGGCUUGUACAUCCCCGCAGAAAUCCCCAAGCUCCCAGAAAACUGGGAGAACGAUUGGUCCAAGCUGUCCUACCAGGACCUCGCCGUCGCCAUCCUUUCCCUCUUCAUUUCCCCUUCGGAGAUCUCCCGCGAGGAAAUCACCCAGCUCGUAUACAGCACCUAUGCAUACCCUCAGAAAUUUAGGGAUCCCCUCAUCACUCCGCUAGUAUCUCUGUCAGAAAAACUCUACAUACUUGAACUCUUCCAUGGCCCAACCUACGCCUUCAAAGACCUUGCCCUACAGCUCGUCGGAAAUCUCUUCGAGUUCUUCCUCCGCAGGCGGAACAUGCGCAAAGCUCCAAGAGAACGUGCAGAACGGCUCACAGUUCUUGGUGCAACGAGCGGAGACACAGGAAGUGCGGCAAUAUAUGGCCUUCGUAACAAGGCUAACAUAUCCAUCUUCAUUCUCUUCCCUCGUGGUCGAGUGUCCGAAAUUCAGGAGGCACAGAUGACGACUGUUAUGGAUGAAAAUGUCCACAAUGUCAGGGUUGCAGGCACAUUUGACGAUUGUCAGGAUAUUGUGAAAACGCUCUUCUCAGACAAGGAGUUCAACGAACGACACUCUCUCGCAGCCGUCAACUCUAUCAACUGGGCCCGCAUCCUCGUCCAGAUUGUCUACUACUUCUCUGCCUACUUCCAACUGAAGAACUCCCUCGCUAGUACUGGGACAACGAUAAAUCCGGACGUUCAGUUUGUAGUCCCCACCGGCAACUUUGGUGACGUUCUCGCGGGGUACUACGCGAAACGCAUGAUGUUGCCCAUGCGCAAACUCGGCAUCGCAACCAAUGCAAAUGACAUCCUUACUCGGUUCUGGGAAACAGGAAGGUACGCAAAGAUAGACCCCUCAACGGGUUUAGGAGUCAAGGAGACUCUAAGCCCUGCGAUGGAUAUUACUGUAUCAAGCAAUUUUGAGCGACUAUUGUGGUACCUGGCAUACCAGACAUCGUCACCUGGCGACCCUACAAGGCGCGUAACGGCAUGUAAGACAGUAUCCAGGUGGAUGGAAGCAGUGAAAAAGGAGGGCGAAAUGGUGGUACCUGAUGAAGUGCUCCAAGCAGCAAGAGAGGACUUCGUUGCCAAAAAAGCAGAUGACGAGCAGGGAUCUCCCUCUUACAUUCCGGAUCCGCACACAGCUGUCGGCCUUCACGUGGCAGAUUCAUUUGCAAGGACAGAAAACGUGGAGCCAGUCGUCCAGGUCGUCCUGGCGACCGCCCACCCAGCCAAAUUCUCCGCAGCCGUGAACCAAGCCUUAGGAACGGCGGACGGAUUCGAUUUCGAUCGCGAUGUACUUCCAGAUGAUUUCCGCGACUUCUUGGCGCGGGAGCGCCGCGUCAUAGACGUGGUACCGCCCAGAUGCGGAGCUCCUUCAGAUUACCAUUGA